AUGUCCGACACCCGCAACGUUUGCAUCACCGCCGUCGACGGCCAAACCGGCUUCCUCAUCGCCGAGCUCCUCCUCAAAGAAGAGCGCUUCAAGAAGCAAAUCACCAGCCUCAGCGGCCUCUCCCUCGACCCGACCUCGGCCAAGGCCAAAGAGCUCGAGUCGCUCGGUGCCCUCAUCGUGCCCCACAACCCCGGCCGCGAGCGCGAGAUGGUCAAUGCCCUCAAGAAGAUCGGCUGCGACACCAUCUGCCUGAUCCCUCCCGCGAAGGAGGACAAGUUUGACAUUUGCGUCGAGCUGACCAAUGCGGCCAAGAAGGCGGGUGUUCAGAAUGUGCUGUUGAUUAGUGCUGCUGGGUGCGAUUAUGCCGAGAGGGACAAGCAGCCGAGACUGAGGGAGUUUAUUGAUUUGGAGGCUUUGGUGCUGGCUGAGAAGGGUAAUGCGGAUGUUGCCUUGGGACAUUCGCCUUGUGUUAUUCGUGCUGGUUUCUACGCCGAAAACAUCCUCUUGUACGCCCAGCAAGCCCAGAGCGAGGGCGUCCUUCCUCUACCCAUUGGCGAGAACCACAAGUUUGCUCCUGUUGCCCUCGGUGACAUUGCGCACGUCGCUGCCCAUGUUCUCUCCGGAAAGGGCCCUCACGGCUUUGACGACAAGCACCGCGGUCAGAUGAUGGUCAUCACUGGACCUAUGCUCUGCGCUGGAAAGGAGCUUGCCGAGUCGGCCAGCAAGGCUUUGGGUCAGACGAUGGAGUUUGAGAAUAUCUCUGAGCGUGAGGCGAAGAGAAUCCUCAAGAACCAAGCCACCAUCGACGACUCCGAGAAGGAGUACCUCCUCGAGUACUACAGCCUGGUGCGUGAGGGCAAGACCAACUACAUCGCCACGACUGCUUUCCACGAUGUCACGGGCGAGCACCCCACCGAGCCGGACGAGUUCUUCCGCCUGUAUGCUGGCGAACUGCGUCCCAAGAAGAAGGUGAAGCACAAUGGUGCUUAA
Messenger RNA from Podospora anserina S mat+, 990 nucleotides. RefSeq lists its product as uncharacterized. Bases 1 to 990 code for a protein of 329 amino acids. The transcript is spliced from 3 exons. The record is from RefSeq and is a predicted model, not a curated record. Lineage: Eukaryota; Fungi; Ascomycota; Sordariomycetes; Sordariales; Podosporaceae.